GCCGACGGUAGGCAGUUUUAAUUCAUUAAAUUCGGUUCCAGAUGAGGUUCAGCUAAAUCUGAAGACUAAUUAUACGAGUUCAAAUUGCAUUUUUGAAUGCAAGCUGAAUUGGGCAUGGGAGAGAUUGAACUGCACUCCAUGGUACUAUCCACCAAUUGAAGAUAGUGCAAAAUUCUGUGACCCAUGGGAUACCUUGAUGUUUAUGACUGAACUGGAUCAGGUUCCCAAUAGUAGAUGUUCACAUUGUCUCCCAGAUUGUGAAUACACAAGCUACAAAGUAUCUCUCUCCUCAGCACCAUUCAGAGGUUGUUCUGUUCUGAACGAGGAGACUAGCAUGUUCUGCAGAUAUUCUACAUCCUUGACCCCAUCAUUAUGGGCCGAUAAAAUAAUCCCAUUGUAUCAGUUUGUGGCACCACUUCCAGAUUACAUAAAAAAGCUGAGCGAGGCCCACAAUAAGGUUUUGAGGAAAACUAUUUACGGACUUGAAUACAAUGCCUAUGAGAAAGAUAUUGCAAUACUAAAUAUUUACUGGGAAUCCGACCAUGCACUGCAGUGUAAUAAGCGUGGUUGA
Messenger RNA from Eurytemora carolleeae, 571 nucleotides. RefSeq lists its product as uncharacterized. Bases 197 to 571 code for a protein of 124 amino acids. The transcript is spliced from 4 exons. The record is from RefSeq and is a predicted model, not a curated record. Lineage: Eukaryota; Metazoa; Arthropoda; Copepoda; Calanoida; Temoridae.